Messenger RNA from Drosophila rhopaloa, 2969 nucleotides. It is a transcript of the gene H15, whose product is annotated as T-box protein H15. Gene Ontology annotation, cellular component: nucleus. Gene Ontology annotation, molecular function: RNA polymerase II cis-regulatory region sequence-specific DNA binding; DNA-binding transcription factor activity, RNA polymerase II-specific. NCBI's taxonomy places the organism in Eukaryota, Metazoa, Arthropoda, Insecta, Diptera, Drosophilidae. The transcript is spliced from 6 exons. The record is from RefSeq and is a predicted model, not a curated record. Gene Ontology annotation, biological process: cell fate specification; heart development; regulation of transcription by RNA polymerase II. The coding region runs from base 704 to 2725 and encodes 673 amino acids.
UGUGAAGCAGCGACGGCGCUCCGGAAUUUCCCGUUUCCACCUCGAAAAUACGCAAAAUACGAAAAUCACGGAAAAUACGGAGAACCGGAGACCGGAGUAAAUACGGGCGUAAACUCGUUAAGUCGCAAAGUGUUUCUAAAAACGUUGUAAAAAAACUUUGAAACAUUGCAAAAUAUUUUACACACAUUUUAUAAUAAUAUUUAUUUAUGAAAAAGUAUAAAACAUUUAAAAUAAAUAUCAACAGCUAGCCUUUUAAAAUAGCUGCUUGAAGUGCUGGAACUCAAAAAAUACCACAUUAAAACAUUCUAAGAAAAGUGAUAAAUAUGAUAAAAUGAUCUUGAGCAAAAGACCGGCAAAUACAAUCUCACAAAUAUGGAGAAAAUUAUUAGGAAAUGCGAAAACACCGAUAAAUAUCUAUAAAUAAUUUCGCUUAUUUCAACAAUGUUUGCAAUAAAACAAAAAGCUUUAGUUACGAAUAAUAAAUAAAUUCCCAAAAGCAUAUGGAGUAUAUAUUAGGAAAAUAUAAAAGCGAAUAGUUCAUAAGAAAACUUAAAUCCCGGAAAACCAAAACAAGCAAAUUUAGCAAUCGAUUGAAAAGGUAAAUCCCUAAGAGCUCCAGUAAAAGCAACUUAAGACCUGGGGUAAAAUAUUCGGAAAUUAAUUUCGAAGGAGAAGGAGAAGUACUGGAAAUCUCAGCCCGAAAAUGCUUUUGAGCAACCAGCCGGCGAAUACGAAACCGCAGCAAACGCCUUCGCCGACGCAGAACUUCAAGUCGAAGUUGCAGCAACAAAUCGUUUCGGCAGCGGCGGUGGCAGCGGCGAAUAUCGCCAACGGCAGCAGUCAUCAUCACCAGCAUCAUCAUCAUCAUCACCACCACCACAGUCCGCUGAACAACCAUCAUAAUCAUAACCACAAUCAGCACAACAUUUCCUUCGCCACGGAUUUCUCAAUUGCGGCGAUUAUGGCGCGCGGCGGAAACGCCCCGAGCAGCCGGGAACCUUCGGAACGCAGUCUGAGUCCCGCAUCCGUGGAGCGCUUUUCAGGCCAGGAUGCGGACGAUGAUGUUGACGUUGAUGUGGUCGACUGCAGUGACUCGGAAAUGCCGUCGGCAACUGCAGCAGCAACUGCAACAGCAGCGGCUGCAGCGGCAGCAUUGCAGGCCCAGCAGCAGGCGCGACAGGCAUUGCGUGUUGCACAGCAACAGCAACAAAAGCAGGAGCAGCAACAACAACAAUCACAACAACAAAGGCAACAGACACAUCACCACGCACCGGCAAACAAGCAACAACGCCAACAUCACAAUCAUCACAGCAGCAACAGCAACAACAACAGCAACAGCAACAUCAGCAACUCAGGCAACAGCAACAGCAACACCAACAGCAACAGCAAUCACAGCAAAUCAAGCAGCCAUCGAGGGCGUUCUGCUGCCGCAGUUGGAGCCGCUGCCACGCCCUCGCCGCCACCGCCCCCGCCCUCGCAAAGUCCCGAGGAACUCGAACGCCUGUCGCCAGAGGAAUCGCCAGCCCAGCAGCCCACGCCCAAGAUAGUGGGCUCGUGCAACUGCGACGAUCUCACGCCCGUCCAGUGCCACCUGGAGACCAAGGAGCUGUGGGAUAAGUUCCAUGAAUUGGGCACUGAAAUGAUCAUUACCAAAUCGGGCAGGCGCAUGUUCCCCACCGUGAGAGUGAGCUUCUCAGGUCCCUUGAGGCAAAUUCAACCGGCGGACCGAUAUGCCGUGCUUUUGGACGUCGUACCGCUGGAUUCGCGGCGCUAUCGUUACGCCUAUCAUCGCAGUUCGUGGCUGGUGGCCGGAAAAGCGGACCCACCGCCCCCCGCCCGCAUCUACGCCCAUCCGGAUUGUCCUCUCAGUCCGGAGGCACUGAGAAAACAGGUCGUCUCCUUCGAAAAGGUGAAGUUGACAAACAACGAGAUGGACAAGAGCGGACAGGUCGUGCUGAACUCAAUGCACCGCUACCAGCCCAGGAUCCACUUGGUGCGACUCAGCCAUGGGCAGAGCAUCCCCGGCAAUCCCAAGGAGCUGCAGGAUAUGGACCAUAAAACCUUCGUUUUCCCGGAGACCGUGUUCACGGCCGUGACGGCCUAUCAGAAUCAAUUGAUUACGAAACUGAAAAUCGAUUCGAAUCCGUUUGCGAAGGGAUUUCGCGAUUCGUCGCGUCUCAGCGACUUUGAUAGAGAUCCCAUGGAUGCGUUUUUCUUUGACCAGCACAUGCGAACGGCUCCUCUGCGAUUUUUUCCGGAUCCUUUGAUGUCGCAGUUGACGCCUCAGGAGGCGGAUGCCGCGUCCUUGGCGCUCCUGGAAAAAGCCCGCCAGCACUUGCAGAUGUUUGGCCGAUCGCCGUAUACGGAGAUGUUGCUGCCGCAUUUGUACCAGCGAUCGGCGGCUCCUCCACCGCCCCCGCACCUCAGCGCCUUUCAGCUGGGAAUGUGGCAACAGCAGUGGCCACAACUCACGGCCGGAUUCUUGGCCAGUGCCAAUCAGCAAGCGGCCUUGGCCUUGGCAGCGGCGGGCGCCAAUCGGACGCCACCCCCUCCGAUUUCGGUGGCGCCCCCAGCCCCCGCCACGCCCACCUCCUCGUGCGGAUCUGCGUCUCCGGAUUUGAGGGCCAGACCCCAGCUGAGUCACUAUCCACAGCGAUUCAGUCCGUACCAGGUGCCCCAGCACCAGGCAUCGCCACCAGCCUCGAAUCGGGCUGAAAGUCCCUAGGACUAACGACUAACAAGCAAAACCAACUAAUCCACCCAACACACCACCCAUUCCCUCUUUGCCCCACCCAAAAAUAAUAGUCUGAUGUGGUUUUUAAAUCUCAGAAAAAAACAAUACAAGCUAUACUUAGCUUAAAAAAUCCAAUAUAUAUUUCCGUGCUAAAUAGAACAUGCCUUUUUCUUAUUCAACAAAUUUUCGUGUGCAAUAAAUCAAUCAAAAUCAAAUCUAAAUUAUAAAUCCAUUU